ACACGGGUAUUUUUGUACAGGCAGUUUAUGCAGCUCUCGCUUAGGGUCCUUUAGCUGGAGGUGACAUUCAGUCGGCUAAGCAGGAGACAAGUCGACCAUCGUCUUACAAUGGCGCAGGCAGUGCAAAAGCUGGUCGCUAAAGUACCAACUUUGGUUGGCGCCGCCGUCACCUACUCCAAACCUCGGCUAGCAACCUUCUGGCAUUACGCCCGUGUUGAACUUGUUCCACCGAGUCCAGCCGAGAUCCCCAAGGCCAUCGAGGGGGCAACCAACAUCAUCAAGGGUUUCCAGACUGGACGGCUGGGACAAACGACAGUGAAGGAUGCUUUAAGGAAUGGGCUGGUGGCAACUGAAGUCCUGAUGUGGUUUUACAUUGGAGAGUGCAUUGGAAAAGGAGGAAUUAUUGGCUAUGCUGUCUGAACUUUUGGACUGUCGUUAUUAUUCUAUUCCUCUUGAGCAUUGUGUGCGCUACAUCCUGCAAAAUGUCUGGGAACAAUAAACAGAUGUCUAUUAUUACAAAA
Molecule: messenger RNA, 521 nt
Organism: Phyllopteryx taeniolatus (common seadragon)
Lineage: Eukaryota; Metazoa; Chordata; Actinopteri; Syngnathiformes; Syngnathidae
Gene: atp5mg
Product: ATP synthase, H+ transporting, mitochondrial F0 complex, subunit g
Exons: 3
Coding region: 109-420 (103 amino acids)
Biological process (GO): proton motive force-driven ATP synthesis
Molecular function (GO): proton transmembrane transporter activity
Source: RefSeq, a predicted model, not a curated record